AACUCACUACCCGUAGUCGUCUCCUGACUGUGGGAAGGAGCAUACCGAGGUGGUGGUGCUGGAAGACAGUACAUGCACGAGUAUAAAGGCGAUACAGUAUUCAUUUGUUUCUACAGAAGGUUGGAGGAUAGCCUAUAGCAGCGUAUUCUAUAGUAAUUGCCUUCGUCUAACUGGUAGUGGUGGUGCAGAAAUGUGGUCGACGGUGACCUUGUUAGUGACUGUUCUGGUGAUCCUGUUGGUGAGAAUGUGCCGCAAACCUUCAGGAUUCCCACCUGGGCCUGGCGUAGUACCUGUGCUGGGCAGUAUACCCUUCAUGCUGCCUGACGCCACCAAGGCCUUCCAAAAUUGGCAGAAGAAGUUUGGUAAUAUUGUCGGGAUGAAGAUGUUCAAUACAUGGUGCAUUAUUCUUUACGACACAAGCAUCAUCAAGGAGGCCCUGGGCAGCCACGCCUUCAGUGACAGGUCCAACUUCCCGCUCUUCCUCAUCAGAAACGAAAUGAUCACGGGAGGCAGCGAGGAACCUCUUGGUAUUCUCUCUACCAAUGGGGACACGUGGAAGACUCAGAGGCGCUUCACUCUCAGGACCUUGAAGGACUUUGGCUUCGGGAAGCAGAGUUUAGAGCCCAUCAUCAGAGAGGAACUGGAAGAACUGAUGGCUGACUUGACGCUGCAGGAGGGGCAGAAGGUGCAGGUUAAGUCGCUGUUCGACAGGAGCAUCAUCAACGUGUUAUGGGCGACCGUAACUGGCAAGAGGUUCUCCCUGGCUGACACUAGACUGGUCAAACUAAGUAAUAAGGUCUCCUCGAUGAUGCAAAAUUUCAAGCCUUUUCAUCCAGCUUUCAGGUGGCGGUGGGUCAGAAAGUUCUUCCCUAACCUCAAGAUCUUUAAGAUAACAGAAGGCUACAUAGUUGACAUCUUGGGAUUUAUUGAGGAAGAACUUGAAAGCUUUCAGGAGAAGCUAAACUCCGGCUGUGAGGUCUCCCGCAAUAGCUUCGUCGGCGCCUACCUUCAGGAGAUGAAGGCGGCGAUAGAAGAGAAGGAGAGCGAUGAGGAGGGGGAGGGGUGUGUUAACCAUUCCCUUCUACACAUUCACCAUCUCAAGGCAAUUGUCGUGGAGCUCUUCAUUGGCGGGAGUGAUACCACAUCCUCGACCCUCGGUUGGGCCAUCUACCUCUUGGCCUCUAACCCAGAGAUCCAGCAGCGUGUACAGGAAGAGCUGGACCGAGUGAUGGGCGGCGGGAAGAGCCUUACGCUUCAGGAUAUGAGCAGUGUACCCUACACGAUGGCCACCAUAUACGAGGUGCAGAGAGUGGCCGACAUCUUUCCCCUCGGUGUUCCUCGCCUGACCAACCAGACCACUACCCUACAAGGUCACACCAUACCCAAGAGUACCGUCGUCUUUGUCAACAUGACUUGGUGUCUGAGGAACCCGGACCUCUGGCAGUUCCCGGACAAGUUCUAUCCUCAGCACUUCCUUACACCCGAAGGCACCCUGCGAAAGCAUGAGUACUUCCUGCCCUUCGGUACAGGUAAGCGCGUGUGUCUAGGGGAGUCUCUAGCUCGUCUACAGCUCUUCCUCUUCUUCACGACUCUGGUUCACCGCUUCUCCUGGCGCCUCACUGAUGACCCCGUUGUGUUUAAGACGAAAGGCAUCACCAACGCUCCGCCAGAUUGUUCCGUCUUCGCCACCAAGAGGAAUUUGCCCGACCAGGAGACUCUUGAGGCCUGAUGGGCUUUAUGGUACAUGUGUUGACUGACUCGUUGGGCUUCACUUAAGGUUCUCGGGUCAGGUGUAUUUGGUGAAUUAUAUCUCUCACUUGACUGUC
Molecule: messenger RNA, 1826 nt
Organism: Homarus americanus (American lobster)
Lineage: Eukaryota; Metazoa; Arthropoda; Malacostraca; Decapoda; Nephropidae
Product: cytochrome P450 2J4-like
Exons: 11
Coding region: 191-1729 (512 amino acids)
Biological process (GO): xenobiotic metabolic process
Cellular component (GO): intracellular membrane-bounded organelle; cytoplasm
Molecular function (GO): heme binding; oxidoreductase activity, acting on paired donors, with incorporation or reduction of molecular oxygen, reduced flavin or flavoprotein as one donor, and incorporation of one atom of oxygen; iron ion binding
Source: RefSeq, a predicted model, not a curated record